This is a messenger RNA of Cervus elaphus (red deer), 1613 nucleotides long. RefSeq names its product zinc finger protein 333-like. Gene Ontology annotation, biological process: regulation of transcription by RNA polymerase II. NCBI's taxonomy places the organism in Eukaryota, Metazoa, Chordata, Mammalia, Artiodactyla, Cervidae. Bases 1 to 1506 code for a protein of 501 amino acids. Gene Ontology annotation, molecular function: DNA-binding transcription factor activity; RNA polymerase II cis-regulatory region sequence-specific DNA binding. The transcript is spliced from 6 exons. The record is from RefSeq and is a predicted model, not a curated record.
AUGCACAUCUCAGUGUACACUCUGUCUGCUCAGGGCCCUGCCUGGCUCCAGAAGGAGAGCAUGGAAGAAGCAGCCAUGACUCCUGGGAGACUGGCCACCUGUCCACAGGAGCCAGUCACCUUCGCGGAUGUGGCCGUGCUGUUCACACCGGAAGAAUGGCUGUUUCUAGACUCUGCCCAGAAAAGCCUAUACAGAGACGUGAUGCUGGAGAACUACAGGAACCUGGCCUCUGUGGGUGAUCAACUCUGCAAAACCAGGAUGUCUUCCCAUAUGGAGCAAAGAGAAGAGCUGUGCGUCACUGAGAGAGGGGUCUUCCCAGGAGCCCAGUUAGGUCCUCACCUUCAACACCAAGACUCAAUUCCUAAUCAAGAUAUUUUGGCAGCGAUUCCAUCCAUUGGCAUGAAAAGGGAGCCACCUCAGGUCGGAGAAAACCUCUAUAAAUAUGAUGAGCUUGGGAAGCCCUUUGACAGCAUCAAACCGCUUUUUCAGUACCCGCGAUUUCCUGCUGAAGGAAGCCCCUUUGAAGGUCGAGAGAGCCGAAAAUCCUUCCUCCGGACCACCCGCCUCAUCGUGCCUGAGAAAGUCCCCAGCGGGGACAAAACCUACACGUGCGACAAAUGUGCAAGAUCCUUCCGGUACAGCUCCGAGCUCAUCCGGCACGAGAAGACGCACACCGCGGAGAAAUGCUUCGAGUGUCAGGAGUGCCGGCAGGCCUUCAAGUACUUCUCCAACCUGCGGCGCCACCUGAAGACCCACGGCGGCGAGAAGCCCUUCGAGUGCAGCCAGUGCGGGAAGACCUUCACGAGGAACUUCAACCUGAUCCUGCACCAGAGGAACCACAUGGGCGAGAAGCCCUACUCGUGCAAGGACUGUGGCAAGGCUUUCACCCAGCCGUCCUCGCUGAGGAGCCACAUGCGGACCCACACCGGAGAGAAGCCCUUCGAGUGCGGCCACUGUGGGAAGACCUUCCGGGAGCACUCGUCGCUGAAGACGCACGUGCGGACCCACACCCGAGAGAAGCCCUACCAGUGCACCCACUGCGGGAAGCCCUUCCGCACCAGCACCAACCUGAACGUGCACAAGCGGAUCCACACCGGCGAGAAGCUCUACGAGUGCGCCACCUGCGGGCAGGUCCUGAGUCGGCUCUCCACCCUCAAGAGUCACAUGCGGAUCCACACCGGAGAGAAGCCCUACCCGUGCCCGGAGUGCGGGCGCGCCUUCGGCGAGCCCUCGUCCCUCAGGAAGCACGCGAGGACCCACACCGGCAAGAAGCCCUACGUGUGCCCGCAGUGCGGGCGAGCCUUCGGCCAGUCCUCGCACCUCAUCGUCCACGUGAGAACCCACACCACGGGGAGACCCUACGAAUGCACUCAGUGUGACAAAGCCUUCCGACACAGCUCUUCACUCAGCGUGCACAAGAGGGUUCACGCCAGGGGAGAAAACGUCAGGACCGGCGACCUGCCUCUGUCUGUGUCUCUGCCCAUGGAAGGGCCCCUUGCUGAUUAACCUCCUGUUUCUACAGACUAAACACCCGGGGCGGUAAUCAUCUCGCCUAGUACACCUUUAGCGACAUCCUCUUUGGUGGCUCAGUGGUGAAGAAUCGCCUGCCAAUG